AUGAGUAAAGCGCUCAACCAAAUUUCCAGGUCGCCUUUUACACAAAGAGUGGAGGAAGGGAUGCUUCCUCAGCGGUUCUCCCAGCCCACGUUCACCAUGUAUAAUGGUCGAACAGACCCUGUGGAGCACAUGAGCCACUUCAACCAGAGGAUGGCUGUGCACUCCAAGAAUGAGACCUUGAUGUGCAAAGUGUUCCCCUCGAGCUUGGGGCCAGUGGCGAUAAGGUGGUUUGAUGGAUUAGCUGCAGGUUCAAUUGAUUCUUUUAGAGAGCUCACCCAGGCCUUUGGGUUCCGCUUCAUCACAUGCAGUAGGGUCCCUCUGCCCUUGGACUCCUUGUUGUCCAUGUCCAUGUGGAAAGGGGAGAUCCUGAAAACGUAUUCAGAUAGAUACUGGGAGAUGUUCAAUGAGAUUGAUGGUGACUUUGAUGAUGUGGCCAUCAGGACCUUCAAGGUCGGCCUACCUACUGAGCAUGGUUUGAGGAAGUCCUUGACUGGGAAGCCUGCUACCAGUGUACACAAGCUCAUGGAACGGAUAGAUAAGAAUAAAAGGGUUGAUCAAGACCAACAGCAAGACAAGGGAAAGGGUAAGGUUAUCCCUCACAAGAGGAGGGAUUUUAGGUCGGAUUGCUACAAUAAUAACAGACCUCGAAGAGAUUUUGCUGGGCAGUCGAGGCACAUAGCUCCUCAAGGGGUUAACACCGUGUUCCGAGAACUAGUGUACCAAGUUUUAGAGAAGAUCAAGAACAAGCCAUACUUCAAAUGGCUAAACAAGAUGAGUGGAGACCCCUCGAGGCGUAAUCAGAGCCUUCAUUUCCAAUACCACCAAGAGAUGAGGCAUACCACUUAA
Molecule: messenger RNA, 846 nt
Organism: Quercus robur (English oak)
Lineage: Eukaryota; Viridiplantae; Streptophyta; Magnoliopsida; Fagales; Fagaceae
Exons: 1
Coding region: 1-846 (281 amino acids)
Source: RefSeq, a predicted model, not a curated record